GGGUAUGACAGUUGUUUCGCCAGGACACAGGGUGGCGCUAGCGUGCCGUUACACUCCAGCAACGAUGAGUGAGUGAGCGUGUCAGAGUGAGAGUCAAACAGGACCAGCCUGAAGUGCACUGUGCACACCGGGACAUAGGCAGCAAACGUCGUGAAGGCGUGUAACAUGAACGCACAUCCUGUUGUCAUCGUUUCUGCCGCACGGACACCAAUUGGGUCCCUCAAUGGUUCUUUGUCCACGGUACCUUUGCCUGACCUGUGUUCAGUGGUGAUAAAAGAUGUCCUAAAGCGGGCAGAAGUGAAGUCGGAAGAUGUGUCAGAGGUCAUAAUGGGCCAUGUCCUGACAGCAGGUCAUGGUCAGAACCCAGCGCGUCAGGCCAGUGUCGGGGCAGGUAUCCCCUACUCUGUACCAGCGUGGAGCUGCCAGAUGGUGUGUGGCUCUGGGCUUAAAGCUGUUUGCCUGGGGGCUCAGUCCAUCCAGACUGGAGAGUCUACUGUGGUAGUGGCGGGGGGCAUGGAGAGUAUGAGCAGGGCUCCUCACAUGCUGCACAUGAGGGCAGGAGUAAAACUGGGAGACGCCGCCCUGCAGGACUCCAUGGUGGCAGACGCUCUGACGGACGCCUUUCAUGGAUACCACAUGGGCAUCACAGCGGAGAACGUGGCCAAGCAGUGGGGCAUCAGUCGUGAGGCACAGGACCUGUUCGCUGUCGGGUCGCAGAACAAAGCCGAAGCUGCGCAGAAAGCAGGAUACUUCCAGCAGGAGAUUGUUCCAGUGGCGGUGCCGUCUCGGAAAGGGCUGGUGGAAGUGACAGCGGAUGAGUUUCCUCGACAUGGCAGCAACCUUGAGAGCAUGUCCAAGCUCAAAUCCUACUUCAUUAAGGACAGCAGUGGCACCGUCACCGCUGGGAACGCCUCAGGUAUUAACGACGGCGCAGCCGCCACAGUGCUCAUGAGCCAAUCAGAAGCUUCGAGGCGGGGCAUAGCACCCAUGGCCAAGAUUGUGUCGUGGGCUCAAGCUGGCAUCGAUCCAUCCAUCAUGGGAACUGCACCAAUACCUGCUAUCAGGAAAGCGGUUGAGAAAGCUGGAUGGCAGCUGGACCAGGUAGAUCUAUUUGAGAUCAAUGAGGCAUUCGCUGCACAGUCCGUCGCGGUGGUUAAAGAACUCGGACUAAAAGAAGAAAAGGUAAAUGUCAAUGGUGGCGCUAUUGCACUGGGUCACCCUGUGGGGAUGUCAGGCUGCAGAGUGCUGGUGACGCUGCUUCACAACCUCCAGAGGACAGGGGGCAGAAAGGGAGUAGCGUCCCUGUGCAUCGGAGGAGGGAUGGGCAUCGCCAUGUGUGUGGAGGUCUGACACGUGCAUCUUAAAUCAGGGAUGCUAAUAUUUGCACUGCCAGUGCUCAUGACACCAAAACACGUUAUUUCUGCCGUGAAAAAUAGCUGAUUCUCGAUGUGAAUUGCUAGCUAAACAUGGAUCACUGUCACUUGGGGGUGGUGGGGGCACCGUAGGCCGUGUCAAAAUCACUUCAUCUCACUCAUUUUAAUUGGCGGGUAACAGCAGUAUGACAAAACAAUUGCGUACUUUGAUUUUAUUUUUAAACUUUUUUUGGUGUCAUGUGCACUUUAAGUUGUGCAAUGUAACAUGUUUACCUGCCUGACACUGGUGACCUUGCUUUUCUCACUGUACUCUACCCAACUGACUUACAGCAUUUCCUCCAAUGACAUACCCCUAAUACAUGCCUGCUACUCCCUGCAGUUGAGUAAAUUGACACCUCAGCCAUAGAAGUACAGUAGUUUUAAUAGAAGCCACCUGCAUCAUGUAUCCAUCUAGUGCUUAUUUGCUGACACUGAAAAGCUUGAACAGUUUCUCUCUUGCUCUUAAAUCAAGACAUUCCACAUGUGCCAUGCAGUUAUCGCUGCCUUUACUCUAGUACUUCCUGUAAAUAUCCUGACAUGAAGCAAUAAAACCUAAAGCAGU
Messenger RNA from Dunckerocampus dactyliophorus (ringed pipefish), 1974 nucleotides. It is a transcript of the gene acat2, whose product is annotated as acetyl-CoA acetyltransferase 2. Bases 166 to 1350 code for a protein of 394 amino acids. The transcript has 9 exons. The record is from RefSeq and is a predicted model, not a curated record. Gene Ontology annotation, molecular function: acetyl-CoA C-acetyltransferase activity. NCBI's taxonomy places the organism in Eukaryota, Metazoa, Chordata, Actinopteri, Syngnathiformes, Syngnathidae. Gene Ontology annotation, biological process: fatty acid beta-oxidation.